CAGUAGCGACACUAGCCGGUUCGACCGUGACCAAAUUUUAGUACGCAUGCGUGAAUUUGUACAUUUAACAAUAUGGAUGCGUCCAGAGUACAUGUAUUACAGAAAAGAGUAAUAUAAUCGUCAUUAAAAUGAAGCGUGGUGGAUAUAGUUGUGCUAUGAAUAAUUGUUCAAAUAUUUCUGGACGGGGACAUAAUAUCAGUUUUUUUUAUUUUCCGAAAGAUCCAGAUAGAGCAAAAUUGUGGUUGGAAAAAUGUAAUAAUAGCAAAAUUAACACGACACCAGAAAAUUUGCACAAAAAUUAUAAAGUUUGUGGUAAUCAUUUUAAAUCGUCAAUGUUUUUAAACGAUUUGAAAAACAGACUUCAACCACAUGCAAUCCCCGAACCUAUAAGAAAUGAUAACGAUCAAUCAAGUGAAAAUAAUGCAACAUCCAAUUUGAGUGAUAAAUCUGAAGAAAAUACAUUAAUAUCACAUAAUAACAAUAAUUUGAUAAGUAACGUGCAUGAAGAGGACCAUGUUGAAUCAGUGUUGCAUGUACAACAUCAGUACACUCAAACAGAGUCAAUGAUUUCCAAUCAUUCCCCGCGCAAAACUAUUUUGAGAGGCCGAAUUAGAGCAUUACAUCGAUAAGUUCGAAAAUUAAAACGACAAUUACAACGGCAGACAAAUAAUAUAAAAAUAAAAAUUUGUGCGAGGAAAAUUUCCUUAGAAGAAUAUUGUGAAGCUACAAACGAAUUUUUACGACCAUAAGGUUGCAAAUUUUGUGAAAACUCAAGUACGACUUAAUAAAUAUAAGUCAGCUAAAGGACGAAAAUAUUCGCUUCCAUUUAAAAAGUUUUGUUUAGAUAUUUUGUUAUG
Trachymyrmex cornetzi is the source of this 857-nucleotide messenger RNA. Its product is annotated as 52 kDa repressor of the inhibitor of the protein kinase. The transcript has 4 exons. Gene Ontology annotation, molecular function: sequence-specific DNA binding. NCBI's taxonomy places the organism in Eukaryota, Metazoa, Arthropoda, Insecta, Hymenoptera, Formicidae. The record is from RefSeq and is a predicted model, not a curated record. The coding region runs from base 129 to 629 and encodes 166 amino acids.